Messenger RNA from Triticum dicoccoides, 1875 nucleotides. RefSeq names its product probable E3 ubiquitin-protein ligase BAH1-like 1. The transcript is spliced from 7 exons. Bases 393 to 1400 code for a protein of 335 amino acids. The record is from RefSeq and is a predicted model, not a curated record. NCBI's taxonomy places the organism in Eukaryota, Viridiplantae, Streptophyta, Magnoliopsida, Poales, Poaceae.
CCGCCUCCACUCCGCGCUGCCCACGCGACGCGUGCCCGCCGCCUCGCCGCCGCCGCCCGCCAUUAAAGGCCGCCGCAAGCGCCUCUGCGCGACUCCACCUCUCCUCCUCUGCCUGCGCGCCUCCCCCUCGUGCUCCGCUCCGUCGUCGUGCAUAUCCAUCCAUUGCGGCCAGGCCCCUAGCUAGCGAUCACGAUCCCCUUGCAUGCCCAUGCGUUUACUUCUCUACCAACCAAGUACUAUCAUUAUUUCUUUUCGAGGAGCAAUCAAGAAUCGUUUCUUGAGGGCUUCGGAUUUCUGCGCCCCCGAAUCCGGUAUAUCUCUCCGUACGGAAACGCUGGCUAUGGUCUGCGCAGCGGGGCCAUGAGAACAACUUAAGCUUUUCGGUGGGAAAGAUGAAGUUUGGUUCAAUAUAUGAGGAGUACCUCAGGGCAGAGCAGGACAAAUAUCUUGCAAAAUGCUCCCAUGUAGAGUACAAACGUCUCAAGAAGGUAUUGAAGCGAUGCCGACUUGAUCGCUCAUUGCAAGCAGAUGGCACCAACGGUGACCAGCAGGAGGACAGGAGCGACGAUUCUUCAGAUGCUUGCGACUGCAAUUCUUGCACAUUGUGUGAUCAGAUGUUCUUUACAGAACUCACCAAGGAGGCUUCAGAUAUAGCUGGCUAUUUCAGCUCUAGAGUACAGCAUCUUCUAAACCUUCAUGUUCCUUCUGGAUUGCAACGGUAUAUAUGGCGCGUACGCCAAUGCUUCAUAGAUGAUCAACAAAUCAUGGUUCAAGAAGGCAGGCUGCUAGUCAAUUAUGUGACCAUGAAUGCUAUUGCUAUUCGCAAAAUUCUCAAGAAAUACGACAAAGUGCAUGGCUCUGUUAGCGGUAGAGAUUUCAAGAGCAAGAUGCAAACCGAGCACACUGAACUGUUGCAGUCACCUUGGCUGAUCGAGCUGGGUGCUUUCCAUCUGAACUGUGAUAGUUCAGAUAUUGAUGAACCAGCAGGGUUCUUCAAGAAUUUUUCCUGUGACUUGACAGGAACACAGCCAGUAAUGACAAUGGCCAUUUCUGAAACUAUCAAGUAUGACUACAGUCUAACUUGUCCAAUUUGCUUGGACACCUUGUUCAAUCCAUAUGCGCUUAGCUGCGGUCACCUCUUCUGCAAAGGCUGUGCAUGUGGUGCUGCGUCUGUGUACAUCUUCCAGGGCGUUAGGAGCGCGCCUCCAGAGGCCAAGUGCCCUGUAUGCCGAGAGGUUGGUGUGUUUGCUCAUGCCGUGCAUAUGAACGAGCUCGACUUGCUCAUCAAAACAAGGUGCAAAGAUUACUGGAGAUGCAGGCUGCGCGAGGAGCGGACGGAGAUGGUGAAGCAAUCCAAAGAAUACUGGGAGUCCCAGGCCAUGCUGUCGAUGGGCAUCUGAACCACCCCGCCAUUGCCAUUCUCUGCUUACAUUGGUGAUUGGUCCAGUCGUCAAGAUUCAUUCCUCUAAGCUAGCAGAUUUGAUCCAUUGACUGCUACUCUGCUACUGAUCAUCACUCUACCAACCAAGCAAGAAGAUGUACCCAAAGAUAGCAGAGACUGACAUAACCGGGGAGGGGAGGGAGGGCUUCCAGGGCAAGCAUGUUCCCUUUCCUUUCUUUAUGUUGCUUGCUGCCCACCUGGUCAGACCUGGAAAGAGACCCAUCCAACCAAUUCCUUUGUUUCUUCCGUUUGUACUGCGCGAGUAGUUCCAACCAAUCACUCUACCAAAGCUUAGCUAUUUAUCCUACCUGUCUAGUACUAUUUGGCAUUUGAACACGGAAUUCCUUCGAAAAAACAGCUGAUUUAGACGCAAUCUCCCGCUGGCUGAGUGCUUGCCUGCGUUGAUAUACAAUACAUCUGUGUCUGUCUCUCUC